CUUCGACCAGUUGCUAUCUCCUAUCCCCGUGUGAUAUACCUUCCUGCGCAACCACGUCAGUUCUCGCAAUGGCGCCCAUUCAAUCCUCAGCAACGUCCGCUGCUACUUCGAUUACAGAUCUCUCCAAACCUCCUCAACCUGAAAUCGAGGGGGAAAAUGAGAAAAAGCAAGAGCAAGAGGUCAACCUCAGUCGAAAGAGCUCGGGAUCCCACUCGGUGCCCAUCGACAAAGAUGGCGAGUUGGCACGCGAACUUUCUCGCAUCGACACCUCUGACUACCCAUCCGCCUUCCCCUUGGCUAUGAUCGUUGUGGCUCUGGCAUGCAGUAUCUUCCUGGUGGCUUUGGAUAUGACCAUUGUCGCUACCGCCAUUCCCCGGAUUACGGACCAAUUCCACAGUCUCGAUCAGGUUGGUUGGUAUGGAUCGGCCUUUUUCCUUACCAUCGGCUCGUUCCAAGCAACAUGGGGCAAGCUCUACAAAUACUUCCCUUUGAAGAUCUCAUACCUGGCCAGUAUCUUUAUCUUCGAAAUCGGGUCCUUGAUCUGUGCCGUCGCCAACAACUCAACCACCUUGAUCGUCGGUAGGGCGAUUGCUGGCAUGGGCGGUGCCGGUAUUGCUUCCGGCUCUUACACCAUCAUUGCAUUCUCCGCUCCGCCUAAACACCGACCUGCCUUCACAGGAGUCAUGGGAGCCACGUUUGGUGUGGCAUCCGUCAUUGGCCCACUCCUGGGUGGUGUUUUCACGGAUAAUUUAACCUGGCGAUGGUGCUUCUACAUCAACUUACCUAUCGGCGGUGUAGCUGCAGCCAUCAUUUUCCUCUUCUUCCGCACCCCUAAAGCUGCUCGACCACAGGCCGCCACGUGGCAAGAAAAGCUCCUCCAGAUGGAUUUCCCCGGCACAUUCGCGAUCAUGGCUGCCAUCGUUUGCUACCUGCUCGCCAUGCAGUGGGGAGGCACCACCAAGAAAUGGUCCGACGGGUCUGUCAUCGCCGUGCUUGUCCUAUUCGGCAUCCUGGUGAUCGCAUUCCUUGCCAUUGAAUAUUUCCAAGGCGAUCGCGCUCUUCUUCAAGGCCGUCUCCUUAAAGACCGAACCAUCGCCUCCAUGUGCGCAUACAUCUUCUUCACGGCAGGAUGUUUCUUCAUCCUCCUAUACUACCUCCCCAUCUACUUCCAGGCUACUCGCAACGUUUCCGCCGCCAAAUCCGGUAUUGACAAUCUUCCUCUUGUUCUGGGCGCCUCACUCUUUACCAUUGCCUCCGGCGGCCUCCUGACAGUCUGGGGACAGUACAUCCCACUCAUGGCUGUCGGUUCCAUCCUGGCGGCAGUCGGGUCUGGUAUGAUUUACACUCUGGAGAUCCACUCCGGUAGCGACAAAUGGAUCGGCUACCAAGCACUCGUUGGCAUUGGCUUGGGUCUGAUCUUCCAAAUCCCCGUCAUUGUCGGACAGGCUAUUGUCAAACCGUCAGACCUCAGCUCGGUAUCGGCAGUCAUCCUGUUCUUCCAGACUAUCGGCGGUGCUAUCUUCAUUUCUGCCGGCCAAUCUGGCUUCACGAACAAGAUGCUGCAAGAAAUUCCCAGACGAGCUCCCGGUGUCGAUCCAGCGCUUGUCAUCGCUACUGGCGCUACAGAACUCAGAAAGGUCUUCAACGCCGAGGAACUCCCGGGCAUCUUGUCCGCCUAUAUGGAAGGUCUACGCGUGCCGUUCGCCAUUGCCAUUGCCUGCGCGUGUGUCACGUUCUUGGUCGCCUUCACGCCCAAAUAUGAGAGUAUCAAGGGUAAAGUCAAGCUGGAUGCCGGUGGUGCUUGAGAUAUCCCUCUCUCAGUUGUACCGCAAAUCGAUACGAAUUAUUCAAACGAUCUCGUGCAGUUAAAUGGUGUUUCAGACGAGGAUUUUCCGACGCUCCCCUCUUGGUUCCGUCUUCCGAGGCGCAGAGUUGUUUUUUAACAUUCGGAACUUUGUGCAGAACUUUGUGAAUGACACUGGGUAUUGAGCAUAGCUCUGAUUUUCACGGGGUUCUCAUUAUCAUUGGCAUGGGCACGAAGAAUGACCUGGAUUGAGGACGAUUCAACACAUAUUGUAUACCACAUUAAUAGAGACGAAUGCAUUAUCUGGAGUUAACUGGGAAAACAUAUAGACAUUUUGUGUUGUAUUUGCAGCUCCGAUUACACAACCUCAGGUCUGUGCGAACAUAGACACUCGGUGACGGUAUGCAAGAAGCAGAUGGUACCUUUAUAACUUGGUCCACGCAUACUUACUCAAUCUCUACCGACUUCGAC
Messenger RNA from Exophiala xenobiotica, 2275 nucleotides. RefSeq lists its product as uncharacterized. The transcript has a single exon. The coding region runs from base 69 to 1805 and encodes 578 amino acids. Gene Ontology annotation, molecular function: transmembrane transporter activity. The record is from RefSeq and is a predicted model, not a curated record. NCBI's taxonomy places the organism in Eukaryota, Fungi, Ascomycota, Eurotiomycetes, Chaetothyriales, Herpotrichiellaceae. Gene Ontology annotation, biological process: transmembrane transport.